GUGGUAUGCUCCAAAAGACGGUGUCAGGAGAUAAAAAGCCCAUGUUUCGACUUGAGCCACUUUCUGGAAUCUGGGUGAUUUUAUUCAGCUGUAUACAAAGCCCAAUUCUUGUUGCUCCAAAACAAGGCUUUUCCCCUUUUCCACUAAUACCCAUUCUCACUUCCCGCAAAAAUUUCUCCCCCUCAAAUUUCCAAACCCUUCUCUCCUCCCUCCUUUAACAAUCUUCCUCCCACCCCUGCAUUUAAUUUUUUUCUCCUUUUCUCCGAUUCAGAUCCUCAUACUCAUCCUCAAUUUAUCACACACACACACACACACACUCGAAGCUAAAAUACACACAUGCAACAUCAUCCCAGCCAUAAUCAUCACUUACGAAAUCUCGAAAAAUCGAAAGAUUAUUACUUCUAAUUAAUCUUAUUGAUUACACAAUGCGAUGAAGAGCAAAUGUCGUCGUCAAGUCCGCCUUCAGAGAAUCUCCAGCCGGAUAAUAAUUCAAAUUCCGAUCCAAAUUCAAAUUCAAAUUCUAGGUUAACAGCGUCCUCGUCGAUCGUGAAGCUGAGGAAAAUCCCGCCAAUUCCGAUACGACAGAGUCAGCAAGAUACGUCUUCUGAUUAUUCGGAAUGUAGCGAUGAGGAUGAAAAUGAUGAUGAGGAUCCUGUCAUUGUCCAGGCUUCUGCUCUUGGUCUUAAUCAUAUUCGGACUCGAUCUGAUCCGUCUCGUCUGCGGUUUGCUUCGACGUUGGAUCGUAAAAAUUCUAAUCUCACCAAACCUGAGUUGCCGAAGGAUGCGCAUAAAGUCUCUAUUCCUCUGCAGCAUGCUAUUACCUUGGAACCAGGCUUGAAAGUGCAAUGGGGUCACUCGAAACCCUCCAGAAUCACGACUUCAAUCAAUCCUAGUAGCGACGGUCAUCAUGCAGCUCUUGCCAAGGAGAUUCAAUCUCCACGAUUCCAGGCUAUAUUGCGUGUUACUAGUGGUCGCUAUAGAAAAGCACCUGAUAUCAAGAGUUUUUCACAUGAACUUAAUUCCAAAGGCGUCCGGCCUCUUCCAUUCUGGAGAUCUCGUGCAUUUGGCCGCAUGGAGGAAAUUAUGGUGUUGAUGAGGUCUAAAUUUAAUAAGCUAAAGGAAGAAGUUAACUCUGAUUUGGGUAUAUAUGCCGGGGAUUUGGUUGAUAUACUUGAGAAAACCUCAGAAUCUCACCCAGAAUGGAAAGAUAGUUUAGAAGAUCUUUUGAUUAUGGCCAGACGAUGUGCAAAAAUGUCAUCCACUGAGUUUUGGACAAAGUGUGAGCGUAUUGUUCAAAAUCUAGAUGAUCGUCGUCAAGAACUGCCAAUGGGCACCCUGAAGCAGUUACAUACUCGCCUGUUAUUUAUUCUUACUCGAUGCACAAGGCUUGUACAGUUCCACAAGGAGUGUGGCUAUGAAGAAGACCAUGCUACGGGUUUACACCAACUUAGUGACCUUGGAGUGUACUCUGAACAAAUCAAUAAUGCGCUUUCAAACCAGGAAUUCCAUAGUCAUUUUGGCGGAAAGGAGGCAAAACAUGGACACUCCCGGAAGCACCGUGGCAAUGGCAGAAAGAAUUUGGCUAAUAGUCGGAAUCAAUCUAACGAAAGUUUAGAGGCCAGGGCUGACGCUGAUGAGGUCAGCACAGCCAAAAGUGGUGCCUCAUCAACAGGCAGCUUUAAAAUGUCAUCCUGGAAGAAGCUUCCAUCACAAGCUGAGAAGAACCGGAAAGGCAUGGAGACCGCUGAUAUCUCUCCUAAGGACAAAUCAGAUGGUGUGCAAGUAAAACAUGAAACAAAAAGGGUUGAUGUUAACAUUGGGACCUCAACAUCAGUCUUAGGCACUUCUGAUCAAUCGGAGACACCCUUGAAAGUACAAAGAGUUACUUGGGGGACUGCAGGAGAUCAUCAUCAUGUAACAUACGAUCAUUCAUUGAUCUGUCGUAUAUGUGAGGUUGAAAUACCUACCAUACAUGUUGAAGAGCACUCUAGAAUAUGUACAAUUGCUGACAGAUGUGAUUUAAAAGGGUUAACAGUAAAUGAACGACUUGAAAGAGUUGCUGAAACUCUUGAAAGGAUUCUUGAGACCUGGACUCCUAAAGGCAGCGACUCUACGGCAGGAAGUCCUGAGGUCUCGAGAGUGUCUACGUCAAGUGCAUCUGAAGAGUUAGAUGAUUAUUCCCCUAAACGGCAAAAUUUAUCCCGUCGAUUUUCAGAGGACAUGCUCAACUGUGUUCCUGAAGCUGAUACUACAUUUUCUUACAGUCUCAACGUGCCAUCAGACGUGUCAUGUGAUUCGCGUGGACUUUUAACACCUAAGAAAGCCUCGUCACAUGGUAGCUUGACACCUAGAUCACCUUUGCUAACCCCGCGAACAAACCAAAUCGAAUUGUUAUUGAGUGGUUGGAGAACCAUAGCUGAGCAUGAAAGCUAUGAUCAGAUUAAUAGGCUAAUGGAAAUUGCUCGAUCUAUAGCUGUUGUAAACACACAUGAGUACAGUGCGCUGGAGUAUAUGCUUGAUCGUCUGGAAGACCUCAAAUACUCCAUACAGGACAGAAAGGUGGAUGCCCUUGUUGUUGAAACUUUCGGGCGACGCAUAGAAAAACUACUGCAGGAGAAAUACGUACAUCUUUGUGCGCAGAUUGAAGAUGAAAAGGUAGAAUCAUCAAAUAAUGCAGUUGAUGAAGAUAGUUCAUUGGAAGAUGACGUGGUUCGCAGUUUGCAUGCAAGUCCUAUGAAUCCAUAUAAUAAGGAUCGAACAUCUAUUGAAGAUUUUGAAAUUUUAAAGCCAAUUAGCAGGGGUGCUUUCGGACGAGUUUUUCUAGCCAGGAAAAGAGCAACGGGUGAUCUAUUUGCUAUCAAGGUUCUAAAAAAGGCUGAUAUGAUUCGUAAAAAUGCAGUUGAAAGCAUUUUGGCUGAACGUGAUAUCCUAAUUUCAGUUCGAAAUCCAUUUGUGGUCCGGUUCUUUUAUUCUUUCACAGGUCGAGAUAAUCUUUAUCUGGUCAUGGAGUACCUAAAUGGAGGAGAUCUUUACUCUCUGCUCAAAAAUCUUGGCUGCUUAGAAGAAGAUAUGGCACGUGUAUACAUUGCCGAACUUGUUCUUGCUUUAGAGUAUUUGCAUUCUUUAAAUGUGAUUCACAGAGACCUGAAGCCAGACAAUUUGUUGAUCGGUCCAGAUGGCCAUAUCAAGUUGACAGAUUUUGGACUCUCCAAGGUUGGUCUUAUUAACAGCACAGAUGACUUAUCAUCUCCACCAGUAAGUGCUCCUACCCCUCAUGAUGAAUCUGAAACAGAUGCACAGUCAUCAAUAAGAAAAGAACAGCACCAAAAGCAUUCAGUUGUUGGCACCCCCGACUAUUUGGCACCUGAGAUACUUCUUGGCAUGGGACAUGGUGCAACAGCAGAUUGGUGGUCAGUAGGGGUUAUUCUUUUCGAGCUUCUUGUUGGCAUUCCUCCUUUUAAUGCAGAUCAUCCACAGAAAAUUUUUGACAACAUCAUGAACGGAGACAUACCCUGGCCCAAAGUUCCAGAGGAAAUGAGCUCUGAAGCAUUUGAUUUGAUUGACAAGUUGCUGAUUGACAAUCCAGUUCAAAGAUUAGGCGCAACUGGAGCAAGAGAGGUUAAAAAUCAUCCGUUUUUUAAAGAUAUCAAUUGGGACACACUUGCAAGGCAAAAGGCUACAUUCGUACCAACAGCUGAAGCACUUGACACGAGUUAUUUCAUGAGCCGUUAUAUUUGGAAUCCGGAAGAUGAACAUCUCCAUGGAGGUAGCGACUUUGAUGAUAUGACUGAUACAGGCAGUGUUUCUUGUAGCAGCAGUUCGUACAGCAACAUGCAGGAUGAAGAUGGGGAUGAGUUUGGCAAUUUGGCAGAGUUCGGUGGUCCAUCUCUUGACGUGAAGUACUCAUUCAGUAAUUUUUCAUUCAAGAACUUGUCUCAGCUUGCUUCUAUCAACUAUGAUUUACUUAUCAAGAGCGCUAAAGAAUCCAUAGAAGCAUCAAAAUCAGCCGGUCCUUGACAAAAUGCCGCGUUUUCAGCAAUGUCAUCCUAAUCUCUCAGCCGAG
This is a messenger RNA of Daucus carota subsp. sativus, 4063 nucleotides long. Its product is annotated as probable serine/threonine protein kinase IRE. The transcript has 17 exons. The coding region runs from base 442 to 4017 and encodes 1191 amino acids. NCBI's taxonomy places the organism in Eukaryota, Viridiplantae, Streptophyta, Magnoliopsida, Apiales, Apiaceae. The record is from RefSeq and is a predicted model, not a curated record. Gene Ontology annotation, molecular function: protein serine/threonine kinase activity; ATP binding. Gene Ontology annotation, biological process: intracellular signal transduction; peptidyl-serine phosphorylation.